AAAAUAGAGAGACAGAGACAGAGACAGAGACAGAGGGGCUUUCUUGUAUAUUGCAUAAAAGCUCACUUUCCUCAAUCCAAGAUUAGAUUUUGGGAUUUAGAAGGAAAAAUAAGGCAGAGGAGUUACAUAAAAAUGGAAUCUUUAAGGCCUUACAGCUGAUUCCGUUCCACAUUCCUCCUGCCUUUCCCUUUUCUUGGUUGCCCGAAAGAUUAUUGUUUCAUCUGUACAUUCCUCUUCUUGAACUCUUCUUUCCUUUGAUGGAUCCUCCUUUCUUGAGAUUUGGCGGAAAGCAAAUCAGCAGCAGCUCACUUCACUCUCUGUAACUCUCCUCCUCUUCUUCCCAAUGCUCAGCUGCCGAAGCCGUGAGCUUGGACGGGCUCCUCUGUAGAUAUUCAAUGGCGGCUCACGCUCAUGGUCGUCGGACGAUGAUUCUUGUUGGCCUCUUUCUUGGGGUGGUCUCGGUGGCUUUUUCAGCUACGGACCCGAAAGACCUGGCUGUGCUGAAGCAGUUCCGGGACGGGCUGAGCAACCCGGAGCUGCUGCAGUGGCCGGACGGCGACAAUGACCCAUGUGGGUCCCGCUGGAAGCACGUCUUCUGCAGUGGCACUAGGGUUUCCCAGAUUCAGGUGCAGAACCUCGGCCUCAAGGGCCCGCUGCCCUCGAGCCUCAACCAGCUCAACGCCCUCACUGACCUCGGCCUCCAGAAGAACAGCUUCACCGGACCCAUCCCGUCCUUCAGCGGCCUCUCGGCACUGCAGAAGGCCUACCUCGACUACAACAGCUUCAAUUCCAUCCCCUCGGAUUUCUUCACGGGCCUCGACAGCUUGCAGUUCCUGGCCCUCGACGGGAAUGCCUUGAAUUCCACCGCCGGGUGGAUGUUCCCCGACGACUUGCGGAACUCGGCACAGCUGAUGAACCUCACCUGCAACCAGUGCAACUUGGCGGGUCCUCUGCCGGAUUAUCUCGGGAGCAUGGCCUCCCUCUCUGUCCUGAUGUUGGCUGGGAACUCUCUGUCUGGCCAAAUUCCGUCGAGUUUCGCGAACUCGAGCCUGGAGAUUCUCUGGCUGAAUAAUCAGGUAGGUGGCGGGAUGACUGGCCCGAUCACGGUUGUUGCCUCGAUGGGGAACCUUAGGAGCCUCUGGCUCCACGGGAACAGCUUCUCGGGGCCGAUCCCCAGCAACAUUGGCGACUUGGUCUCACUAAAGGACCUCAAUAUGAACGGUAAUCAGCUCGUCGGCGUGGUUCCUGAUAGUUUGGUGAAUAUGGAGCUAGACAGUCUAAACUUGAACAAUAACCACUUGAUGGGCCCGACCCCAAAGUUCAAAGCAGGUAACUCGAGCUGUGCUGCGAACUUCUUCUGUUUGCCCUCCCCCGGGGUGCCCUGCAACCCUCAAGUUAUGGCCUUGAUCGGGUUCCUCGAUGGGGUGAAUUACCCCUCAAGGCUCCUGAAUUCUUGGGAGGGAAACGAUCCUUGCAAGGGGCCAUGGCUCGGUGUGGGUUGCGGCAGCAAUGGAAAAGUUUCGAUGAUAAAUCUGCCCAAGAACAACCUUAGUGGUACGUUGAGUCCCUCGGUCGCGGACCUGGCGGAUCUGUCCUCAAUUCGACUCUCAUCGAACAAUUUAACUGGUUCAAUUCCCGCAAGCUGGACUUCUUUAAAGUCCCUGACUUACUUGGAUCUGAGCAACAAUGACAUUUUACCGCCUUUGCCGAAGUUUAGUACCUCUGUGAAGCUCAUGAUAAACGGUAAUCCAGUGAAUGGUGAUGGCAAGUCUGUACCCGCUGCAUCGCCUCAGAGCAGCACUUCACCGAGUGGCUCAGGCUCCCCGACUGGAGGUGGCUCAUCCUCAUCCCCCACAAAAGGCUCUGGCUCCACCACUUCAGGUUCAACCACUGGAUCCAGCAAGCCAAAGAAACUCAAACCCAUCCUAGUUGCUAUUGUUGCCCCUGUUGCAAGUCUUGCAGUCCUGAUAUUCCUCGCCGUUCCUCUCUACUUCUUCUGCAAGAAGAGGAAAGAAGCAGCCUCGCAAGCCCCAAACUCCCUUGUAGUCUACCCUCGGGACCCAUCUGAUCCCGACAACAUAGUCAAGAUUGCUGUUGCUAGCAACACGUAUGGAAGCACCUCGCUCACGGGGAGCGGGUCUCAGAGCAGGAACAGCAGUGGACGUAGGGAGGCCCAUGUGAUUGAGGCUGGCAACCUUGUGAUAUCGGUCCAAGUGCUGAGGAAUGUGACUAAGAACUUUGCUCCCGAUAACGAGCUAGGCCGAGGAGGAUUUGGUGUAGUCUACAAAGGGGAACUCGAUGAUGGAACGAAAAUCGCAGUGAAGAGAAUGGAGGCAGGUGUGAUAAGCAACAAAGCACUGGAUGAAUUUCAGGCUGAGAUCGCAGUUCUCUCAAAGGUCAGGCACCGGCAUCUAGUGUCCCUCUUAGGAUACUCCACAGAAGGGAAUGAGCGGAUUCUCGUGUACGAGUAUAUGCCCCAGGGCGCUCUCAGCAAGCACCUCUUUCAUUGGAAGACCCUGAAGCUGGAGCCCCUCUCAUGGAAGAGGAGGCUGAACAUUGCUUUGGAUGUUGCUCGAGGAAUGGAAUACCUUCAUAGUCUUGCGCACCAGAGCUUUAUCCACAGGGAUCUCAAGUCCUCGAAUAUCUUGCUCGGUGAUGAUUUUAAGGCAAAGGUCUCUGACUUUGGGCUCGUGAAACUUGCACCAGACGGGGAAAAGUCGGUUGUCACGAGGCUUGCUGGGACUUUUGGAUAUCUUGCACCAGAAUAUGCGGUCACUGGCAAAAUCACGACCAAGGCGGACGUGUUCAGCUUUGGGGUUGUAUUGAUGGAGCUACUGACCGGGCUUAUGGCCCUGGAUGAGGAGAGGUCAGAGGAGACCCAGUACUUGGUGGGCUACUUCUGGAACAUAAAGUCCAACAAGGAGAAGCUCAUGGCUGCAAUCGACCCCGUUCUCGAUAGGAAGGAGGAGACGUUCGAGAGCAUUGCCACGAUCUCAGAGCUCGCUGGCCACUGCACAGCGAGGGAGCCAGGACAGCGGCCCGACAUGAGCCAUGCCGUGAACGUGCUGGCGCCGCUCGUCGAGAAGUGGAAGCCGAUCGACGAUGAGACGGAGGAGUACUCGGGGAUCGACUACAGCCUCCCGCUAAAUCAGAUGGUGAAGGACUGGCAAGAGGCGGAAGGAAAGGACCUGAGCUAUAUGGACCUCGACGACAGCAAGGGGAGCAUCCCCGCAAGGCCUACGGGAUUCGCAGAUUCCUUCACCUCCACCGAUGCUCGGUAAAAGGGAAGAUGAUUCUUUUUUCUUCUUCUUUUAUUCCUUUUCUGCGAAAUGCAAUCGGUGCUAAGAUGGUGUGGUUGUAGAUAGGAAAUUAAACAAUGAUCAAUUAACGGAACUUCCUUUCCCCAUGA
Punica granatum (pomegranate) is the source of this 3409-nucleotide messenger RNA. The record is from RefSeq and is a predicted model, not a curated record. Lineage: Eukaryota; Viridiplantae; Streptophyta; Magnoliopsida; Myrtales; Lythraceae.